UGAAACCGGAGGUCCAUGAGAUCAUGACAGGUAAGCGCUUGCGUCACGCAAGGGUGGGGUAAUACCUACUUUACAGCGGCCGAGCCAGUUCAGUUGUGUUCUCGAGCCGGGCGAAGCGAGGUGUAUCAGAGCGCCGCAUCGACCAUAAACUGCUUGUUUUUUAAUGAAUCUCCCUGUUAUCGGACCUGCCGCUGCAUCGGAAACCUGAGAAAUCUGCAUUCGACGAGCCGUUUCGCAGCCAAGUCGAUGCAAACGUCGAGGAACUGCAUCGCAAAGUGUGCUGUGAAUUCUAACCUCUACGGCCUGAAGAUAGUUACAGAUAUUCCGGCUAAGGAAAUUCGUGGUUUUGUGCACAGUGAACGAUACAUUUCUGCAUAAAAGUCCAAUCGCACGUCGUCCGCGGUGCUUUUGAUCGCGAAACAGCGAACAAAAACUCCCUACAUGACUAAUUCGAAAGUGACAUGUCGAAAGUAAACAACGUCUAGUUCAGAGAGAGCCAAAUGACGUGAAAGAGAAACAAACUUGGUGCCGCCAUGAAGCGGUCCUUUCCUUCGUUCGUGAUCCUGGCCGCUGUGAUGACCAUGGCGAGAACAGCAGUCACACCAAAAGAAAUAGUAAGGACAUUUUCGGAUCCGAAAGUGCGGGCUUUCAACCACCUAGUGAUCGAUAAGAACACCGGGCGCGUCUACAUCGGAGCCAUAAACCGUUUAUACCAACUAUCGCCCGACCUAGAUUCGGUGAUAACGGAAGUAACCGGUCCGAAAUUGGACUCCGACGAUUGCUCAGUAGUCGAAUGCAACAGCGCGAUAAAUAAGAAGCUCACCGACAAUGUCAACAAGGCCCUGGUGAUCGAUUACACCACCUCCAGGCUAAUAUCUUGCGGGAGUCUGUCCCAGGGGAUUUGCUCAGUUAGACCUUUACAAAAUAUAUCCGAAGGAAGCCAGGAGGUGCGCGAGGCCGUCGUGGCGAACAACGCGACCGUCUCCACGGUGGCGUUUAUCGCCCCCGGGCCGCCGAAUCCCCCGGUAUCGCAGGUGAUGUACGUCGGCGUCACGUUCACCGUCGGUUCCCCUUACCGGUCCGAAGUGCCCGCCGUCAGCAGCCGAUCCCUAGACAAAGACAAGAUGUUUUCGAUAGCCCAAACGGCCGUCACGACGGGCACCAGGAUGUUCGUCAAUUCGCUGGCCAGAGAACGGUAUCCGAUCACCUACGUCUACGGCUUCGCCUCGGAGGGCUUCAGCUACUUUCUGACCACGCAAAUGAAGCACACCACCUCCAGCCAGUUCAUCAGCAAGCUGGUCCGCGUGUGCCACGACGACGAGAACUACUACUCCUACACGGAGAUACCGAUGGAUUGCAUCAGCGAGGCGCAGGGCGGCAGGAAGUACAACCUGGUGCAGGCCGCCUACGUCGGCAAGGCUGGUUCCGAUCUGGCUUCGGAUUUGGGCAUUACCGCGCAGGAUGACGUUCUGUUCGCCGUUUUCAGCGAAAGCGAUCCGAUCGUCGCGAACAAACCGUCCAAUUUGUCCGCUUUGUGCGUCUAUUCGCUCAAGUCCAUACGCAGGAAAUUCAUGCAGAACAUCAAGAAUUGCUUCAGCGGAAAGGGCCAGCGAGGGCUGGACUUCAUCUCGCCCAGCCACCAGUGCGUCCAAACGAAAUUGCAAACAAUCGGCGAGGACUUUUGCGGAUUAGAUGUAAAUACUCCUUUGGGGGGCGAACAACCCGUGUCAGCAGUACCGGUUCUCCUUUUUAACACCCGCUUGACAGCCGUCGUUGCCACUUCUACGGGGGAUUUCACAGUGGUCUUCAUUGGAACAGCAAAAGGCCAUUUGAAGAAGGUUGUUGUCGAAUCAUCCACCUCUGCUUUGGAAUACGGUGAUUUGAUCGUGGAGGAAAAUUCACCUGUAAAUCCGGAUUUACACUUUGAUUCGCAAUCGAUGCAUCUCUACGUGAUGACGGAGAGAAAGGUAUCCAAAGUUAAGGUACAGGAAUGCACUGUCUACAGGAAUUGUUUAGAAUGUUUGGGCGUUAAGGACCCCUAUUGCGGUUGGUGUUCCCUAGAAAAUAAGUGUAGCUUACGUUCAGACUGCCAAGACGCGGCCAAAGAUCCUUUAUAUUGGAUUAGUUACAAAAGCGGAAGGUGCACAACUAUUACCUCAGUUAUACCGAACCAAUUACAAAGAACAACAGCAAGAACGUUGGAUCUGGUAAUCGACAAUCUGCCGACGUUACAAGGCCACUUUUUGUGCGCUUUCACUGCUUUAGAUAAAACUUUAAUUACGAACGCCACCAGGAAGGGAUCCGGCGUGAAUUGCACCACGCCGAGAACGGACUCGUUACCUUCGAUACCUCCCGGACAACAUCAUUUCACUGCCAAACUGUCAGUCCGGAUGACUUCCGGACCGGACUUCGUAGCGACCAAUUUUACGUUCUUCGAUUGCAACACUUACAGCUCCUGCACCCAAUGCGUGUCCUCGUCGUUUCCGUGCGAUUGGUGCGUCGACGGGCACCGAUGCACCCACGACACCGCCGAAAACUGCCGAAACGACAUCCUAGUCACCGGAGUCAGCAGGGCCGGUCCGAGUUACAGAUCGGGCCCGGGAUUUUGCCCCACGAUCAACGCCACAGUGGGGAAUUCUCCAGAAAUAUUGGUAGCUUCCGGGAUAAAGAAGGCCAUCAAAGUAAAAGUUCACAUAAUCGGUCAAUUUAUCGUCCAGACCAGAUUCGUAUGUCAAUUCAACAUCGAAGGACGGGUUACCAGUGUAAAUGCUCAACUAUUAGGCGAUACUAUUUACUGUGAUGCGAUGGAGUUUUCCUACACGUCCCGGGCGCCGAAUAUCACCGCUACAUUCGCCGUCAUUUGGGGCGGCUCAAAACCGUUGGACAAUCCGGACAAUAUUCAUAUCGUAAUUUACCGUUGUCGCGAUAUGGCCGACAAUUGCGGGAUUUGCUUGGCUCUAGCCGAGAAAUACGACUGCGGCUGGUGCCAAAGCUCCGACAGGUGCGAGGUGAAGGACCAAUGCGAGAAGGGCUCCGCCGUGUGGCUGAACAGGAGCCAAACCUGCCCCAAUCCCGAGGUCACAUCCUUCAGCCCGAAACUGGGUCCUUGGGAAGGCGGCACCAACAUCACCAUCCGAGGCAUCAACCUCGGCAAAAACUUCCAAGACAUCUACUCGGGCAUAAGCAUAGCGGGAAUAAACUGCCAGCCCUACGAGCAACUCUACAUCAAGACUAAACAGAUCACCUGCCAGGUGGACGGGCCGGGUACUAAAGAACUACGCCAAGGACCGGUAACGGUGAAAGUAGAAGACUAUCGAGGCGAAUCCAAAACCCAUUACAGAUUCGUUAACCCCAACAUCACGGGUAUAUCGCCGAGGUACGGGCCGAAAUCGGGAGGCACCAUGUUGCAAAUAACCGGCGAAUACAUGAACGCUGGAAGUAACAUACAGGCGUUCUUGGACGGGCUUCCUUGCCGAAUUCUAACAACCGAACAAAACCGAGCGUUGUGCAUCACCAGCGCCUCGAACACGACGUCCAAGAGGAAGCUGAAGAUGAAGUUCGACAAAGGCGAUCGGUAUUUGGACAGCAUGAUGUUCGAAUACGUCGACGAUCCUAUCAUAGAAUCGGCCGAAUCGGGCGUCGCCAAUCAAAUAAAAGUACCUAAAGGAAUACCCGCCGGAGGUAUUCAAAUAUCGGUCACCGGAAGAAACUUGGCUUUCAUUCAAAAACCCCAAAUGUAUGUUUUCUACGAGCAAAAGAUGCACAUCAGCGAAUGCACUGUAUUGAGCAACACGAGCAUGACGUGCCUCUCGCCGGUUAUCGACGCAGCCGAAGACGUUAAAUUAGACGCGGAUAAUCCCGAAAAACUCGAAUACGGCUUCCGAAUGGACAAUGUCACCGGGGUCCAAAAUCUCACCAUGCACAAAUCAUUCAAUCCGUUUCUUUUAUACCCGAAUCCCAUAUUCAUACCGUUCGAAAAGGAAGUGAAAUACUACAAAUCCGAUUACUUGAACAUCAUCGGACAAAACAUCGACCGGGCUUGCCAGGAAUCCGACGUGGAAGUGUUGAUUGGAAGAAGCAGGUGCAAUGUCACGUCUUUAUCCCGCCAGCAACUGACUUGCAGACCUCCGGAGACCCAGCCUCUGCCGCUCAACGACCAAGACAUCUCCAGCGGUGAGGCUCUGCCCGAGGUGGUCGUCAUCGUCGGCGGUUCGCUGAGAUACAACAUCGGAGUUUUGUCUUAUUCUUCACCUCAAGGUUUGAACAGUUCGAUACCGAAACCUCUGGUCAUCACGAUAAUAUCCGUGGUCGUCGUCAUCUUCGUCGUUUUCGUCAUUUUCUUAAUAGCUUACCGCAGAAAAUCGACCGAAAACAACAGAGUGCUGAAGAACAUGCAAGAGCAAAUGGACAUAUUGGAGUUAAGAGUGGCAGCGGAAUGUAAAGAAGCGUUCGCCGAAUUGCAAACGGAAAUGACCGAUCUGACGGGCGAUCUCACCUCCGGAGGCAUACCAUUCCUCGACUACAGGACGUACGCCAUGAAGAUCCUCUUCCCCAACGAAGACGACCACGUCGUCCUCCAAUGGGAGAGACCGGAACUCCUCUCGAAAGACAAAGGCCUCCGGCUGUUCGGCCAGCUGAUCAUGAACAAAACCUUCCUGUUGCUCUUCAUCAGGACCCUCGAAAGCAACAGAUACUUCUCGAUGCGAGACAGAGUCAACGUCGCCAGCCUGAUAAUGGUCACGUUGCAGAGCAAGAUGGAGUACUGCACCGACAUCCUCAAGACCCUGCUGGCCGAACUGAUCGAGAAGUGCAUGGAGGGCAAAAGCCACCCGAAGCUGCUGCUGCGGCGCACCGAGAGCGUCGCCGAGAAGAUGCUCAGCGCCUGGUUCACGUUCCUGCUGUACAAGUUCCUGCGAGAGUGCGCCGGCGAGCCUCUGUUCAUGCUGUUCAGGGCCGUCAAACAACAGGUUGACAAAGGACCAGUCGACGCCAUCACAUCGGAGGCGCGGUACUCCCUCAGCGAGGAGAAGCUCAUAAGACAAUCAAUCGAUUUUAAACCGAUGACCGUCUAUGUCUCGAUAUCACAGCAAACGGUAUUCGUUGGAGGCAUGGAUCACAACACUGAUAAUGUUCCUGUAAAAGUAUUAGAUUGUGAUACAAUUAGUCAAGUCAAAGAGAAAUCGUUGGACACUAUUUACAGAGCAACGCCUUAUUCGCAAAGGCCCAGAAAAGACGAUUUAGACUUAGAAUGGAGAACAGGUACAUCUGGUCGAUUAAUUUUAUACGACGAAGAUAGUACCACGAAAAUAGAAGGCGAUUGGAAGAGGAGAAAUACCCUGCAACAUUACCGAGUACCUGAUGGCGGAUGUCUGAAUUUGGUGUCCAAACAAAGUUCUAUAUAUAAUUUAAACAUUUUCUCGGAGAAGAACGACAAGUCCCACAAGUACGAGACGCUGAACCUCAGCAAAUUCAGCUCGGUGAGCCCGCCGCUGAGCCGGGCGACCAGCCCGCUCAACCACGACCACGACCAAGGGCUGAAGGUGUGGCACCUGGUCAAGCACCACGACAACGACAACCAGAAGGAGGGCGAGCGCGGCAACAAGAUGGUGUCCGAGAUCUACCUGACGCGGCUGCUGGCCACCAAAGGUACCUUGCAGAAGUUCGUCGACGAUCUGUUCGAGACGAUCUUCAGCACGGCCCAUCGGGGAUCGGCGCUGCCGCUCGCCAUUAAAUACAUGUUCGACUUCCUGGACGAUCAGGCCCUGCAACACGGCAUAUCCGAUCCCGAGGUGGUGCACACGUGGAAGAGCAAUUCGCUGCCGCUCCGCUUUUGGGUGAAUCUCAUCAAGAAUCCCAAUUUCGUGUUCGAUAUACACAAGUCGAAUAUAGUCGAUUCCUGUUUGUCAGUGGUUGCUCAAACGUUUAUGGAUUCCUGCUCCACUUCUGACCAUAGAUUAGGUAAAGAUUCACCCAGCUCCAAAUUGCUGUACGCUAAAGACAUUCCAAACUACAAGGAAUGGGUAGAAAGAUACUAUUCUGAUAUAAAAAUCAUGCCCGCCAUUUCCGAUCAGGACAUGAACGCUAUGCUGGCGGAAGAUUCGAGGCUACACACCACGGAAUUCAACACGAAUUGCGCUCUACACGAGUUGUACAAUUACGCCCAGAAAUACAACGAGCAACUAACAGUUACCUUAGAGGAGGACGAAUUCUCUCAGAAGCAACGAUUGGCCUACAAGCUGGAACAGGUGCACGUCAUAAUGGGGGAGUCGGGACAGCCGUGAUACUGGCCUGACCUGACGUGCCCCCCUACGGCCCCACCUCUCUCUCCCGUAUUCCCGUCGGCACCUCAGGAACUCGCCUGCUGAUAAACGUUUCAUGCCAAAAAUACAUAUCCAUCAACAAACAAACAAACAAAAAAAUAAGUAAAACUAUUUCUCUAUGUGUUACGAAUUGCUGUUGUGCAAUUAUUGUUCAGUGUAUUGUGGACCAGUGCUCACUCAGUGACUUCGAAGUGCCUCUGGUAGAUUGAGUGCGGUGCUGGCUCCUAAAUUGAGUGUAUUAUAUUUUUAUGAUAACGCUAGGUUUGCGCUUCGCCGUGCUGAACAGCAGCGUUUAUAGUCUAGAGCCGUUGUCAGGAAAAGCCUUCUUCUCUUUCGGUGAACGGUAACCAAAUUUGUACUUAAAAUUUUUAUACAAAAACAAUUAUUUUGGAUGUCAUUUCAACUGCUGUUGUUUAUUUAUUUACACGGAAAAUAGUCGAAUCGUUUUAUGAAUAAUUAAUUGUAUACCAUUUGGUGCGGGAUAUUUUUUUUAUUUUGCAGGAGUCGAGAUGAAACCGUAGAUGUAUAAAAAAAAUACUAGCAUAUCGCAUUCGGUUCACGUAACAUAUCUGCAAUAUCAUUGAUAUAAAUGAUGACUACUUAAGGGCCUAUGUUUCGUCUCAAAAAAAAACUCUCCUGGUGUAAAAAAAUAGUUCGCAACAAACUGGGAGAUUUGCAAAAAUAUGUAAUUUGGAAGAAGAACUUUUCAUUAUUGGUCCUAGGCUAUUAGUCCAUUAUUGUCGAUAUUCACUGAAAUAUCCACUCUAACAAUGCUUUUUUGAUAUUUGUAAUAUGAUCGUAACUUUAUACAGUUUAAUAUUUUUGUAUUUAGUUGAAUGCAAUCAUGAUGAUUGUCUUCCGCAAUGAAGGAAGCACCAGGGUGUAGUAUUUAAUUGCGACCUUUCAAUCAAUGGAUGUUUCAUUCUAUAUUACAUACUAUGCACGAGGUCGUAUCAAUGUUGUUUGUGUAUGUGUAAUAAGGCUGUGUAAAUUCUCUUGUUUGUAAUUUAAUGAAAAAAAAAACAGUAUCUUCAAUUGCCACAUCUGAUAUUUUGUUUUUCCGAAAUAUUGCUGCUAUCUGAAAAUAUAUUUGUUCCUAUUUUGGGGCUGAUGGAAUUACGUUUUAUAUACAGACAGUAACAAAGAGGAUUUAUCGCUGCAUGACUAUUUGUGACAAAAAGAAUUUCAUAAUUCUAGUCAGACUAUUAUAUUUAAGUAAUUCGGUCAGCCAUUAUUUUUUACCUUCAUUCUUACGUGCAAUUUAUUUCAUAUUUUAUAUACAUAUUUAUAUAAAUAUACAUAGCUUUACAUUUUUUUAUUUAUAUUAUAUAUGUAAAAUGCUGAAUGUUACACUAUUUCUUCGAGUACAUCAUUCGCAGGUGCAUUUUGAAAGCUACGAUCUCAAUGAAACAAAUUUAAAGGUAGCUAACGCGAACAAAAGUUACACCAACAAGAGGCCAUUUUUUGAUGAACUUAAAGCACUGGGAAUGUUGUACGAUUUGUAUUAAUAACAAUUAGAAUUUGUAUAAAAUAAACGAUGCAUUCCGUAAUAGUAAUGUAAGAAGAUAUUUUAUUCGUAAGUGGAACAUUCAGUUGGAAUACGAGGUAAAAAAAUAUACUUCACUGGCUCACAUUUCUAAAAAUUAUUUAUUAAUUGAUUGAAUACACCAUUACCAUUUUCCUCUCAUUAUUUCUAUUAAUUUUUAUGCAUUGAUCUUCCCCUUCAUUUUCUUGUCUUCCACUUAAUCUACUUCCAAUACGUAGAUUAAUCAUUGUUCAAUUUUAUUUAUACACAAUCGGCAAAAAUUCACCACCAGCAUACUCUGUAAACGUGAGACAGCCAGGAGUAUUUUUUUUAAUCAAGUCAUCCUCGUAUUGUGACUAGUUCUAACAUGUUUUUUUAUUUAUAACGAAUUAAUUUGGAAAAAUUUUAAGAGUGGAUUCAAUGUCUAAAUGUUUUUAUAUAUAUUUUGUCGCUGUCAUUUCUCCUUCAUUCCUAUGUCGUUUGAAGCGCGUAAUUAUUCUUAAUUAAGUCGUACCGGCAAUUAGUUUCGUUUCUGCUGAUUUCGUGUGUGCACCGAAAAUGAUCCGCGUGUGAAAUAAUAUGUUAUGGAAACGUUUUGUACUCAUUGUCUUGGAAAAGAUGCUCGGAGUGAGGAACGAACCGAUCGGGCGUUCUCGGUUUUCUCGAGGCAAUGAAAUGAAAAAUGAAAUGGGAACAAUAUUUUUAGUAUUUUAUCUUUUUGAACGAAGGAAAAAGAAAAAUUUAAUUCUACGCUUAAACUAUCGUAAUUAUCAUAAAUUGAUGUGAUAUUAAUUGGAAAACAUUUAGAUAGGUAUAAUCGUUAGCAAUGUGUUAUUGUUAUUUUUUUAUAUGUAUUUUUUAUAGUCAAUGUGAAUGUAAUACUUAUUACAUUUUCUUUUUCCUUCUCGUAUUCGAAUCUUUCACCUUUUUUUUUUAAUCAUUUUUUUAUAUGAUCAAAUUGCCACCGUCCUGAUAUUUACAACAAUGUAUUUUAAUUAGCUUUCCGACAGCUGUGCAUGAUAAAACCAGUCUUUACGAAAGCUUUUCGAAGUUUCCUUUUUUUUACGCCACAAUUCGUAUUCGUAUUUUUUUGUAUUCCUUUUGUAAUUUAAGUUUUGUAUAUAAAAUUUUAUGCCAAAAAUGCUUCUGGACAAUUGCAUAGGAAGAUUGUAAAUAUUAAAUAGAUGUACGUAUGUUCGUACAGAUGAAUGCAUAAAUGUUUGUAUGUUUGUACGCAUGGUCGUUCGAUUAAUUUAUAAAGUUUAGCAGCUAAACAAGUCUUUAUUUCCCUCGCUCGCUCUCCAUAGCGACAGAUAAAGCGAUUUCUGUAAACUGAGGACUUUAUAAUGCAAUCGAUGGUACAUAUUUAUAGUAAUGUGUGUACAUUCGAUUAUGAAUGGUAAUGUUCUACUAUAUGUUAUUAUAAAAGACUGAAUGGAGUUACUAAUAUAAAUAGAAAAACACAUCCUA
Molecule: messenger RNA, 9315 nt
Organism: Phyllotreta striolata
Lineage: Eukaryota; Metazoa; Arthropoda; Insecta; Coleoptera; Chrysomelidae
Source: the annotation of a GenBank genome assembly